GAAGUGGACAGCCUACGCAAACAGCUGGGCAAUACUGUCAAUGUGGAGUUGAUGGCUGCUCCAGCCCUGAACCUCAGUGCCAUCAUGGAUGAAAUGAGGCAGAAAUAUGAAGUCUUGGCCCAAGAGAACCUUAAGAAGGCCAAAGAAGAGUUUGAGAUACAGACUGAAACUCUGCAGCAACAAGUCUCAGUGGACACUGCAGAAUUAAAGCAAUCGGAGGUUCAAGUAAAGGAGCUGAGACGCACCUACCAGAACUUGGAGAUAGACCUCAAGUCCCACCUCAGUAUGGUAAAGCACAUCUAA
This is a messenger RNA of Myotis brandtii (Brandt's bat), 303 nucleotides long. RefSeq names its product keratin, type I cytoskeletal 20-like. Lineage: Eukaryota; Metazoa; Chordata; Mammalia; Chiroptera; Vespertilionidae. Gene Ontology annotation, molecular function: structural molecule activity. The annotation marks the transcript as partial. The record is from RefSeq and is a predicted model, not a curated record. The transcript is spliced from 2 exons.